CCUCGGGCCAGACCGCCUGCGGCCACAGACCGGCCAGGAACUGCGGGGAUCGCCGGCGGUGGCACCGACGCGACGACGCGGCGUGCUGGGGAGGAAGUGACGGAGGACGCCGCCUGACGGAUCUUCGGACACAUCAGGACACGGAGACGAAAGCAUGGCUGGCUCUGAGCAAGUUUCGGAGAAGUCUGUCGCAACAGAGGAUCGCACCAACGAAACGGAGAUGGGGCCAGUGGUCCCUGCGGUUCUCACAAGUCCCGCACAAGCUACUGAGAAAGUUAACGAAGUACCAGAUAACCAUGAUGGUCUCGCCGGUUUCCAGCUGCUUCGUCAGGUUUUGGUGGGUGUCAUGGUGGCCAUGAUCACGGUCUCCACGAGUGCCAACAGCGCGGCGGCCGUAAUGCUGCCGCAGCUGCUGUCAAACGCGUCCGACAUUCCUAUCACGGCCGAACAGGGCAUAUGGUUCGCGAGUGCCCAUACCCUGUCUGCGGCCGUAUGCUCCACCAUGGGCGGCAUGGCGGUUCACCACCUGGGACCUCGGAGGGUGCUGCUGCUGCAGGCCCUGCCGACCAUCGCCGGAUGGCUGAUGCAGGCCCUCGCCAACGGCUACCCCCUGCUGCUCGUUGGGCGCUGUCUGGUGGGCGGCGUCACUGGGUUUUCACUCAGCGCUGGCCAGGUAUACCUGGGAGAGUCAUCAUCGCCCCAGAUCCGCGGGCGGCUGGUGUGCAUCAUCGGCUUCUUCAACAACCUGGGCAGCAUUAUUUGCUACGUCGUCGGCUACCUCCUGCCCUGGCGCUGGGUGCCUGCGGCGUACAUCAUUGUGUUCCUUCUGCCGAGCAGUGUGGGAAUGCUGCUGGUACCCGAGUCGCCCUACUGGCUGCUGGGCAAACAGAAACAUCAGCGGGCCCGUCGCAGCCUGCGGUCCCUGCGCGGAGACCCAACUGUGGCCGACAGAGACAUGGAAAUCAUCACAGAAGCCUCCAAAAGUCGUCACAGGGCGCUAACACUACGCGAGCUGGCGAAAGAGAUGAAGAAAGUUUCGGUGCUAGCGCCUUUCUUGACAAUCACAGCGUUAUUUGUUCUGCGAAUAAUGGCAGGCAUCAUGACUGUUCUCACAUAUACGGUUGUAAUUUUCCAAGAAACGGGCUCGGCGCUUAACGCCUACCAGUCUUCCAUCGUGCUCGGCUGCGUGCGAAUGUUCAACUCGGUGUGCUGUGUGAUAUACGUGAGUGACCGUUUCGGCAGACGUCCGCUGCUCAUGUUUUCGGGGAUCGGCUGUACGCUGACGUCGCUCGGCAUGGCGGCGUUCCUGUUUGCCAGGGACCAGACGCCCGAGUGGACCGGAUGGCGCCACAUCUCGUGGCUGCCCCUGCCGCUAAUCCUGUCGUAUGUUGUCGCGUUCGACUUCGGGUUUGCCCGUACCGGGUGGGUGGUGCACGCCGAGAUUUUCCCAAACCGGGUCCGCUCGGCACUGGCAGGAUUCGGUGUCCUGGUUCACUUUGUCACGUCUUUUGUGUCAAUUUUGGCAUUCCCGUACAUCAGAGACGCGUUCACACUAGCGGGAGCCUUCUUUUCCUUUGCUUUCUUUAGCUUCCUUGGGCUGCUGCUCACGAUGUUUUUCAUACCCGAGACGAAAAAUCAGCGCUUAGAAACGAUAGAGGCAUUUUUUGUGAGACGUUUUGGUGGUCAUCAAACAGACAAUGCAAAAAACGGCGAAAGUUAGAUACGAAUUGAACAAGUCACCUUGAUUCACAUACAUAUAUAUGCUAUGGAUAUCUCAAUAAAUGGAAAUGUGAUUAA
Messenger RNA from Amphibalanus amphitrite, 1797 nucleotides. Its product is annotated as facilitated trehalose transporter Tret1-like. The transcript is spliced from 5 exons. Gene Ontology annotation, biological process: transmembrane transport. Gene Ontology annotation, cellular component: membrane. Lineage: Eukaryota; Metazoa; Arthropoda; Thecostraca; Balanomorpha; Balanidae. The record is from RefSeq and is a predicted model, not a curated record. Gene Ontology annotation, molecular function: transmembrane transporter activity. The coding region runs from base 155 to 1720 and encodes 521 amino acids.